CAUAGGAGUUCCAUCUAUCUCAAAAAAUAAAUUUUUGGGAGAUAGAGCAAGAACUCUUGUAAUGGCUUUCAGUGGGACUCUGGAGAAAUGCAAUGCUUGUAAUAAGACUGUUUAUGUGGUUGAUUUGUUAUCAGCAGAUGGAAUCUCUUAUCAUAAAUCCUGCUUCAAAUGCAGCCAUUGCAAAGGAACUCUUGUGAUGAGUAACUACUCUUCCAUGGAUGGGAUCCUUUUCUGCAAACCUCACUUUGAGCAACUUUUCAAGGAAACUGGUAGUUUCACUAAGAACUUCCAAACAGGAAAAUCUGAGAAGCAAAAUGAACUGUCUAAGGUUCCUAGCAAGCUUUCCUUCCUUUUCUCUGGGACCCAAGACAAAUGUGCCACUUGUAACAAAACAGCAUAUCCAUUGGAGAAGGUUACUGUAGAGGGAGAAUCUUACCACAAGUCAUGUUUCAAGUGUUCUCAUGGGGGUUGCUCCCUUACAACUUCAUCCUAUGCUGCUCUGGAUGGAAUUCUGUACUGCAAGCACCAUUUCUCUCAGUUGUUUAAGGUGAAGGGAAGCUACAAUCAUCUCAUCCAAACUGCCUCAAUUAAGAAAAAUGCUGCAGCAGUAUCUGUCAAACCAGUACAAGAAAAGGAACCAGAACCACAAGCAAUAUCCACAAUGGAACUAGAACCAGAAGUGGAAAAAGAACCAGAGGAGCAGACACAAGAGCAAUCAUAAGGGAUUGUCAUGGUUACUUGUUUAUUUUUCAUGUUUUCCAUUUUCCCCAUUUUUGGGCCCAGUUCUUUCCCCCUUGAAAGCAGAGAUUAAGAUGUCUAAAACUGGGUUUUGACUCAUUCCAUCUCAAACCCCCGUCCCCCCCAUCGGGAAAAUUUGUUGUGUAAUUGUUGUUGAAGAGUUAAUUUGAAUUUCUGGGCAAAUUUCAAUUGUUCUAUAUC
Molecule: messenger RNA, 939 nt
Organism: Telopea speciosissima
Lineage: Eukaryota; Viridiplantae; Streptophyta; Magnoliopsida; Proteales; Proteaceae
Product: LIM domain-containing protein WLIM2b-like
Exons: 7
Coding region: 62-721 (219 amino acids)
Biological process (GO): actin filament bundle assembly
Cellular component (GO): actin cytoskeleton; plasma membrane
Molecular function (GO): actin filament binding
Source: RefSeq, a predicted model, not a curated record